GCUUCCGCUAUUGAGGGGAAGUUAAAAAAUUCUGUCUAUCUCGAAUGGAGUCCCUUGUGUGAUAGAGAGCAGUAACGAAAGAACAUUAGCAGCUCUUCGCAGUCCGUAUCGCGUCGUGCCGCGAAUGGGGGGCAGGUGCCCUUUUUUGCCAGUUUUCAACGAUCUCCUCCACGGUUCGAUCAAUGCUGUGCCGAUUUAUAAUCGCCGGAAUUGCCUGUGUGUGUUCCUCGCUCUGCGAUAAAUCGUCGCGGGUGCUAAAGCAGUGAAGAAAAUCCGGUACAGCGAUUGCAGAGGAAGACGAAUUUAAAAGAUUUAUUUCUCUCUCCGAAUUGAGAAAGGGAUCCCCGGGGAGAAAACAGCAGUCCAGGAUUGGACCCGGUGAUUGUGGCGGGCACCAGACAUGGACUGGUUCCUUACAAACGAUACAGAGCUGGACGAUAAUUACGUGUUAAACGUAAUCAAACACAUUAACGAAUUGAACGGGUCGUUUAGCGAGUUCAAGUGUCUCGAAUACGAGCAUCAGGAUCAAAACAAGAAGGAAGAGCGGUUGGAAUGCGAAGUGGACUGGGAUACUAUAUUGUGCUGGCCUCGGACGCUUCCCGGCACCUUGGCCAUCAUCCCUUGCUUCGAGGAACUCAACGGAAUACCCUAUGAUAACACUCAAAAUGCCAGUCGAUGGUGUUGGCCCAAUGGGACAUGGGACAAUUACUCCAACUAUUCUUUGUGUCGCGACUUGCGACCACCGGCGAUUGAGCCCGGGGUAGAAAUAUCGACCACGCUAUAUUUCAUCGGCUAUGGCUUGUCCUUAUUCACUUUGAUAGUGGCAGUCUGCAUAUUCAUCUAUUAUAAAGAGUUACGAUGUCUUAGAAACAACAUACACACAAAUCUAAUGUUCACAUAUAUCAUGGCUGACUUGACGUGGAUUUUAACUACUGUGAUGCAGGUAUUUAUGAAAUCGAACAUACCAACUUGCGCGCUCUUCUCAUUUUUUCACUACUUUCACUUGACGAACUUUUUCUGGAUGUUCGUCGAGGGUCUAUAUCUGUAUCUAUUGGUCGUGAAAACGUUCACCGGGGACAAUAUCAAAUUGAGACUCUGCCUAGUGAUCGGCUGGGGUAUCCCGAUCCCUAUAAUAGUGAUAUGGGGAAUCGCCAAAUCUUUGAAUCAAAAAGUCAUGAACCACGUCAUAAACCAGGUUAAUCAGGAAGUCGCACUUUGGAGGCACUGUCCAUGGAUGAUACCACAUCCCUACGACUGGUUUUAUCAAGCACCCGCUAUAACAGUCCUCGCAGUGAAUAUGGUGUUUCUUUUCCUGAUUAUGCGGGUGUUGAUAACGAAGCUAUGGUCCGCCAACAACGUGGAGACGCAGCAAUAUAGGAAAGCCAGUAAAGCUCUCUUGGUGUUAAUACCACUUCUAGGAGUGACGUACGUGCUGGUCAUAGCGGGACCCAGCGAAGGCCAGGUCGCAAAUAUAUUCUCCUAUGCGCGUGCAGUGCUACUUUCUUCGCAGGGAUUCUUUGUUGCAUUGUUUUACUGUUUUCUCAAUACGGAAGUGCAGAAUGCAGUCAGACAUCACUUCUCACGAUGGAGCACCGCGCGAAAUCUUGGCAAUCACCGGAGAUAUUAUAACAACUGGUCACCCCGUUCAAGAACAGAGAGCAUAAGGUUGUACUGUCAACCGUCAAAUCCGUACCAAAAGCGGGAAUCCACGGUAAGUGAAACCACAACUACGACAGUGAUAGGCCCGAAUUCCACCACGACGUUCCUCGAUAAAUCCAAGAAUGUUAUUUCGGAGGACCUCAAUGAGUGAAACAGGAUUCGCGAGGGAUUCCAAUGUGAAUCGCGUCGCGUUACAUCGCAGCAGAUUUUAUCGUCGAUAGACUGAAUUUUUCAUGAAUAGCGUGCAGUUAUGUGAAAAAUGUUGUAAAAAAAUUGCAAAUUUGCCACAUUUUCUUUGAGAUUUUUAAGCAUAGGCUUUUUCCAAGGUGAAGAAUGCAGUAAUAACGAAAUAAUUAAUUAUUCACCAGCAAUGUAGCAGUAAUCUGAAAGAAAUUUCCUCGAUAUCUUCGUUCCAUUAUUAAAAUUCCUAGCUUUUCAUCGCAACUGUAAUUUUUAACGAAAGCAAGAAAUUGUGUGAAUAUUUGUCCUAUACACCAAAAUAAAUUAGUGUUUUCUCAUAUAUCAUUAUAUUCGAUAAUAUAGAUUAAUAAAAUAUACCGAAAACAUUGUUUUCUAUUCAUAAGUUAAUAAAUAAUAAAUCUCUUCAAAUCAACUUUCACAAAGUCCACUUUUUCAGUUAGAAAUGCAGAAUAUAUUUAGAUCAAAUUAUAUUUUUACUUUAAAUUAUAUUUUUACUUAAAUAUUUUUAUUUUAAGUUUUUAAUAUUAAAAAACUAAAGAGAGGAAGAGUUCUGAGUGUAACUGGUGCAAAAACUAAUUUAUUUCGAUAUAUAGUACAAGAAAAUAAAUUUACACAACUUCUGAUGUGAUAAUUCAAUGCCGCUACAGAAAGGAAAUUAUACAUAGAUAUAAUCUCGGAGGGAAUCUCAAUUUAUAUAACUCUGAAAAAGUAGAUAAAUUAAAAACAAUCGACAGAUAUUCGUUUUGUAGAAUUAAAUUUUUUAAAUAGUAAAUAUUAUUAUACAUAUAUAUCUACUCUAUUGCAAUCAUAUCAUCAUUAUUAAAAUAAUUCAUGUUAUCUUAGUUGUAAAUAAAGAUUAGAUGAAUUUUGCGCGCCAUUGAAUGCAAACGAACGGCAACGAUAAAGAGUAAAAGGUGUAUUUUGACCAAAUUUCAACUAUAACUUAAUCAGCCAUUACUAAUUCAUACGCGGCAGAAUUUUCUAUGACAAAAUUUCUGUCCAUCUAUAUAAUUCGUCGUUUCUAAUCUAAUCUCUCUUUCCAUAUAUUGUAUAUAUCAAAUGAUAAAAAAUUAAUAAUUCCAUUCAUUUAUGUUAUGAAAUUACUACUGGUAUUGUCUGAUUGAUUAAAAUUGAUUAAAUUAAUUGGAAUUUGAUCAAAUAAGUCACUCUACUCAGAUGUUCUUUAUCGCUAUCUCUCAUUCAGCGUUCAAUGGCUAUCUCUCAUUCAAGCCGAAUGGCCAAGUAUGCAUUAUCAACACUCAUCUGGACUGCUAUUAUAAGUUAAUACAUGAGAUAUGUUUUUUAUAGAACUUGAUAUAUAUGUAUGUUUCCUAAUAUUUUAUAAAAUUAAGACUUUUUAUGUCAACCUCAUGAUAGACAAUAGUAUUCAUAUCGAUAGAGACCAAUUAAUUUUGUGUUUCUCUCCUUUUCUUUCUUUAAUUGCGAGGAAAAGCAAAAUUUCUCAUUAACAAAAGAUUGAAACCAUCGAAGAAGAGAACCGUUGCAUAUUACAUAAAAGCAGUAUAUAUAUAUAAAUAAGAUAAUAUAUAUGUUGCUGUUAACUUAUUUAAUAAAAUAUCAAUUAUCUGAACAAGUGGGGGGAAUACAUCUCUGUUGAUAAUCGCUUCCGAAAUUUGGCGUUCUAUUAUAAACUACUAUGGCAUUCUAAUAUAUAGAAAUUAUACGAAUAAAAAUAAAUUAAAUAUAUAUGAAGAUUUGUGGAUCUGUAAAGAUCUAUAUAAAGAUUUGUAAAUUAUUAUUCAUAAAGAUCUAUAAUAGAGAAACGAAAAUGUACAUAUUUAUAAUAUAUUUAUCUGUGUUUUUCUCAAAUGUGUGAUGGACACGUACAAUUGUAUAUAUUGUUAUAUGUUAUUAGUUAUAUAAAUAAUAUUAUUCAAGUGGUGUAAUAUUUACAUGCAAAGCUGCAAUUGCAAAUAUUUUGUUAUGUUUCAUAUUUUUAACUUUAAUGAAUAAAAUUUUCUAUAUUUGUUAAAUUUAAAAAUUUUAAAUUGCAUAUAUAUAUAUGUGUAUGACAUAAUACAAAAAAAUGUAUAUAUAAUACUAUACGUUUAUGCUCCAUACAAUUAGUUUUAGGAAGGGUAUUGAAAAAUAUGGUUAAAAAAUUGAAGGCUUGUAAUAUUCACUAAAUCGAAUAAAAAGUGUUUUAAUGAAUAUUACAUGCUUUCUAAUAGUAAGUUCUAAAUAUAUUUUUUACUCCAUAUCUAAAUAUAUAAAAACAUUAUAAAGAAAAAAAAAUUACAUAUACUAUAAUACACAUAAAAAUUAUACACAACACAACCUUAUAAAUAUAAUAUGAUAAUUGAUUUUAUUAUAAUAUUUAAAACACACAAUUAUAUGUAGCAUACUAUGGAAUGUAAAAUAUGUGAAAAAAACUGUACCCAGUCAUCAUUAGGAAUUUUAUUUUUUUUUACACAUUUGAAAUUAAUCAUAUUUUUCACACAAUAAAGUAUAGAAUAACCCAACACACAAAUUUUGGUAAAGCUCUGCAGAACAUUUGCCAGAAAUGUACAUACAUAUACGUAUAUAUAUAUAUAUAUAGUCACACAUAAAUAAAAGACUUGAAAAAAUAAAAGGCUCAUCGUUCAUACAAUUACAUGUUUCGCUACAUAUCUUUGGACAGUGUAAUAUUUAAUGUUGAUAUAUAAAAUUCGUCUUUUAAGAAUGUGUUUGAUUUUACGAGUUUUACAUUUUACACAUGUACAUCAGCAGUUGCAGUGUGUGUAUUGUGGUCUCAAAACAAGUAGUUUACAUACAAGUAUUUAGCUAUAUAUAGUGAAAUAAAUCCAAUCACUUAUUCAUUUA
This is a messenger RNA of Formica exsecta, 4683 nucleotides long. It is a transcript of the gene Dh44-R1, whose product is annotated as diuretic hormone receptor-like. Lineage: Eukaryota; Metazoa; Arthropoda; Insecta; Hymenoptera; Formicidae. Gene Ontology annotation, molecular function: diuretic hormone receptor activity; peptide hormone binding; G protein-coupled peptide receptor activity. Gene Ontology annotation, biological process: adenylate cyclase-modulating G protein-coupled receptor signaling pathway; cell surface receptor signaling pathway. Gene Ontology annotation, cellular component: plasma membrane. The record is from RefSeq and is a predicted model, not a curated record.